AUGGUGCGCAACAUCGUGGUCCUGGGCGGCAGCAAGCAGAUAUGCGACCAUCUCGGCAUCCCCCCAGCAAAGCGGCUGCUGUCCAAGUUUGCGGUCGGUGAGACAAGAGUCGAGGUCGAAGAGUCGGUCCGCGGGAAGGAUGUUUUCAUUGUGCAGAGCGGCGGAGGAGCGGUCAAUGAUAACCUCAUGGAACUUUUGAUCUGCAUCUCUGCCUGCAGAACAGCCUCCGCGAAGCGCAUCACCGCCGUACUCCCGCUCUUUCCGUACUCCCGCCAAAGUGACAUUCCAUACAACAAGACGGGUGCGCCGCUUGCAAAGGCGCCCAAUGCUGGCAACCGCAGCCGAACCGGCACCUACUCCUUCGACAGCGUACCGCAAACUCCACAUCCAGGAAACCCCGGCGUGACCCUCACAAAUGGCACGGCCUCUCUUGACAAGUCACUGGAGCGCCUGAAGAUGUCCGAGGAGCGGCACAGCACACAAGUUAUCACUCCAGGUGCUGGAUUGAAGCGCACCGAUACCCUCGAAACAAAGAAGUCAGAUGGCUCUGAAAAAAGCUACUUCCAGACCAAUGGAGUGAACGGUACACACGGAGCCAACGGUCUUGCAAGAGUUUCCACAAUGCCUCCCCAAUUCCAGCCGCAGCCGGGCUACAAGCAAUGGGUCGCACAAGCCGGCACACUUAUUGCAGACCUCCUUACCUGCGCUGGCGCAGACCACGUCAUUACUAUGGAUCUCCACGAUCCGCAGUACCAGGGCUUCUUCGACAUUCCGGUGGACAACCUUUACGGUCGCCAUCUUCUCCGAAAAUACAUACAGUUCUCUAUCCCGAACUACCAGCAAGCUGUCAUUGUCAGCCCUGAUGCUGGAGGAGCAAAGCGAGCGACGGCGAUUGCGGAUGCGCUAGGCAUGCCAUUCGCGCUUAUCCACAAGGAGCGCCGCCCUACGCAGAUCAGCGAUCGUCAGAAUGCGACCAUGAUGCUGGUCGGUGAGGUUCGUGACCGCACCGCCAUCCUCAUCGAUGACUUAGCAGACACCUCGAAUACUAUCACGCGAGCUGCGAAGCUGCUUAAGAAGGAAGGCGCGACGACGGUGUAUGCGUUAAUCACUCACGGCAUCUUGAGCGGCGACGCCAUUGACCGUAUCAACGCGAGUGCACUGGACAAGGUUGUUGUGACAAACACUGUAGACCAAACCGAACACAAGGCGCGGUGCCCGAAGCUGGAAGUGCUGGAGGUCGGCAACGUCUUUGCUGAGGCAAUACGACGAGUGCAUCAUGGCGAGAGCAUAAGUGUUUUGUUUGACUACCACUGA
Messenger RNA from Didymosphaeria variabile, 1314 nucleotides. It is a transcript of the gene PRS5, whose product is annotated as ribose-phosphate pyrophosphokinase. Lineage: Eukaryota; Fungi; Ascomycota; Dothideomycetes; Pleosporales; Didymosphaeriaceae. Gene Ontology annotation, biological process: purine nucleotide biosynthetic process; 5-phosphoribose 1-diphosphate biosynthetic process. The coding region runs from base 1 to 1314 and encodes 437 amino acids. The record is from RefSeq and is a predicted model, not a curated record. The transcript is spliced from 6 exons. Gene Ontology annotation, cellular component: cytoplasm; ribose phosphate diphosphokinase complex. Gene Ontology annotation, molecular function: magnesium ion binding; ribose phosphate diphosphokinase activity.